AUCGAAGUUGUUUUUGUUUGCAUUCAGUCAACUUUACGCGGACGGAAACGAACGGAUUCCGCCUAGAGUCACAAUGGAUUCGUUCGAAAUUUGUCGAGUUUGUGUGGAAGAAGUGAAUCAUUAUUGGUUUUUGUUUGAAAGAUGCAAUAUGAUACCCUCGGAUUGUACACCAGCAGCGAUAAUUACAGCGUGUGUCAACGUUCGAAUCGAAAGCGACGAUGGAUUGCCACAAUUGGUGUGCAAUAGUUGCCUACAAGCUUUGGUGUCAGCUAACCAAAUACGAGAAAAAUGCAUUUCCUCUGAUAGAAAACUGCGGAAACUGCUGCUGCAGAAUAAAACUUCGAUCGUUCAACGAGCAACAAUUGAACUACCGGACCAGGCUGUUCAAACGCCAAACGAUACACUUUCACAUGCAUCUUCGAUGGAUGAAAAAGAAGCAUUUGAAUCGCCAGACGAGGAGGACUACGACAAUUAUCACACUGAGUCAGAUCAUAUUGCUACAUCGGUACCUGAGGUAGACCUAUUGGAAUCGGAUUCGUACGACGUGGAAUAUCUCGUAAAUAUAAAACAACAGCAAAACGAAAAUGACGAUGAUAAUGCGGAAGAUCAACCUAUCUCAGUUGAUAAUGAUGAUGAUAAACCAAUCUCAGCUGAUGAUCAAACUAUCGACAUGGAAGUUCAAAUACUAAAAAAUGAGGCUUCUGAAGAUUCAAUAACAGGUGAAACUGCAGAAAGUUAUCAAAACUACAUCCAAACCGACGCCAGCGACGAUAAGAAAAAGUUCGUCUGUGACAUCUGUGGAAAACGCUUUUCAACCAAGGGAAACCUCAAAGCUCACAUACUGCUGCAUAACAACUACAAGCCUUUUAGGUGUGAGCUGUGUGGAGAUGAAUUUUCACGCAAGCAUAACUACAACGUGCACAAGCUGCGGCACACGGGCAAACGAGUGCACCAGUGUCCGCAAUGUGAUAAGUCGUUCGUUUGCACUGUUAAUCUUAAACACCAUAUGAUUAUACAUUCGAAUGUAAAGCCCUUUAAGUGUAGCCAAUGUGAAAAGGAAUUUAAUCAUCGUACGGACCUAGUCCGUCACGAAGUAAAGCACACCGGAAUCUAUCCAUUUAGCUGCGAACUAUGUCAGCACAAAUUUUGCAGAAAAACCAAUCUAACGAAACAUCUCCUAAAAUGCAAGGGAGAGAAAAAGAUACGCCCAUUCAAAGAGGACACAGGCGAAUUAGAGAAUAGCGAAUAAAUUAAAUUUGUUAAA
This is a messenger RNA of Anopheles funestus (African malaria mosquito), 1264 nucleotides long. Its product is annotated as zinc finger protein 616-like. Gene Ontology annotation, molecular function: zinc ion binding. Gene Ontology annotation, cellular component: nucleus. Lineage: Eukaryota; Metazoa; Arthropoda; Insecta; Diptera; Culicidae. The transcript has a single exon. The record is from RefSeq and is a predicted model, not a curated record. The coding region runs from base 74 to 1249 and encodes 391 amino acids.